Molecule: messenger RNA, 1587 nt
Organism: Xiphophorus hellerii (green swordtail)
Lineage: Eukaryota; Metazoa; Chordata; Actinopteri; Cyprinodontiformes; Poeciliidae
Product: glutathione S-transferase A-like
Exons: 7
Coding region: 19-699 (226 amino acids)
Biological process (GO): L-phenylalanine catabolic process; glutathione metabolic process
Cellular component (GO): mitochondrion
Molecular function (GO): glutathione transferase activity; maleylacetoacetate isomerase activity
Source: RefSeq, a predicted model, not a curated record
GCUCUUGAAUCUGAAAUCAUGGCCCAGGACAUGACUCUGCUGUGGGGCUCCGGCUCGCCUCCCUGCUGGAGGGUCAUGAUCGCCCUGGAGGAGAAGCAGCUGCAGGGCUACAACAGCGUCCUGCUGUCCUUCGACAAAAUGGAGCACAAGUCCCAACAAGUGCUCGACAUCAAUCCCAGGGGGCAGGUUCCAUCAUUCAAACAUGGAAAUGUUGUUGUUAAUGAAUCCUAUGCAGCCUGCUUUUACCUUGAGAGUCGGUUCAAAUCCCAGGGAACCAAGCUGAUCCCAGACGGACCCGAGGAGCAGGCGCUGAUGUACCAGCGCAUGUUUGAGGGCCUCUCGCUCUACGAUAAACUGAGUGCGGUCAUCUUCUACGACUACUACGUUCCCGAAGGGGAGCGGCUCGAGUCGGCUCUGAAGAGAAACACGGAGACCCUGGUCACUGAGCUCAAACUCUGGGAGGGUUACCUGGAGAAGCUGGGCUCUGGUUCUUACCUGGCAGGAAAGGAUUUCACAAUGACAGACGUGGUUGUUUUUCCAACCGUUGCUACUGCCUUCAGGUUUGGGCUCUCUGCUGGGCGUUACCCCAAACUGGGGGCGUACCACGCUCUGAUGAAGGAGAGGCCCAGCAUCAAGGCCAGCUGGCCUCCUCAUUGGCUGGAGAACCCCAAGGGACAAGACACCCUGAAGGACAUCUGAACCGGACCGGGUCCAGUCACUCACGAGGAGCCUUGUAGUUCAGCUGUCAAUCAGAUCUUCUGGUAAUCAAGAAUGACUAACACAAGAUUCAGAUGUUGUUCUCUGAAAGGUCAAAAAGUUUCAAAGAUGGCGUCUUCUGAACUGUUUUUUUUUCCUUUUUUUUUUUUUUUUUUUGACAGAAGAUGAUUUUAGUUUGCCGUUUGUUGGUCUCCUUCCACUAAAGCUGCAUCUCUUACAAUCUGUUUUCACUUCUGCAUAGAAAAAAAAAAAACGUGUAACAAGUGUCUAACAAUUUCCUUCUUCCCACAAGUUUGUUCUGCUUCAAGUUUUUCUACACAACAUCCAGAGGCUAGCCCAAGAAAUGUUGCACUACAAAAAAACAAACAUUGGGGCCAUGAUUGUGGAAUAGGUCAAAUAAGGUCGGUGUGUUUAAAGGUGUUCAAAGUAUGACUGUGAGAGAUAAAAAUGAUCCGUGUUAUCUGGCUUAUCGUUUGAAAAUCAUUGUCAGAAACUGGUUUGCGCUACUCCGAGGGUGGCUCGAAUGUCACAUGCUGCAAUGACUUUGCAUGAAUCAGUGCUUUAAAAUUGCGUCCUUUGCAUAAUUUUGCAUUUCAUGUUCAGCUCUCAGACCAUCUGAGACCCAGCUGUGUGCUGUAUGUAGGUCAGUGUUUAUCUCAUUAUAAUGUGAGAGUCGGUCGCCUCCAUUGAACGAGUCUUUUCUCGCUGUAAACAUGAACAUCAUGUCCUGCACGUUUGGAGAAACUGGCACCAUGUUUUUGAGUAUUCCCUGUUUUUUUUUUUAACCCCCCCCCCCCCCCCCCCCCCCCCCCCCGUUAGUCUCUUUAUUAAAUGUGACGUUUACCAGUUUAAUAAAAUACGUUGACAGCA